AUGUCUGAAGUUUUCAAUAGUUAUGAAGUGGAAUUUGAAAAAUAUUAACAAUAAGUCUGUUCAUUAAUUCGAUAGAUAUAAAUUAAUAAAUCAGAUGAAGCUUUAACUGAGAUAGAGUCAACUUUUAGUGAUUUGCAGAAUUGUUUACAAUAAAUGGAUAUAGAGUCAGCCAGUAUUGCAGUCUCAGACAGACAAGAGUUAAAGAACAAAGUGAAAAGAUAUAAAUCAGAGUCUGAAGCAUUAAAAAAAUAAUUUAGAAUAUUACAAGAUGACAUCUCAUCCCAAAAAACUAAGGAUUCCUUAUUUGGUGAAUAAGAUAAUCAACAGAUACAAUUUAUAAAUACCCAAGAUAAAUUAGUCAAACAAACAUUGUAGUUGGAAGAUGCAAAGAAAGUGUGCUUUGAAAUAGAAUCUAUUUCUAACAAUAUCCAAGUUCAAUUGAAAGGAUAAUCCGAAACCUUGGAUAGGAAUAUCAAUAAAAUGCCAGAAAUUUAAUAUGACUUGGGAGAAUCCAAUAGUCGAUUAUCAAGAAUCUAAUCAAAGAUGAGAUAACAUAAAGUAAUUUUCUUAAUUGUUUUUGCUAUUUUUUUGACUGGUAUUUCAAUUGUGUUAGUUUAUAAAUAUGCUUGA
Messenger RNA from Paramecium tetraurelia, 630 nucleotides. RefSeq lists its product as uncharacterized. Gene Ontology annotation, biological process: vesicle-mediated transport; intracellular protein transport; vesicle fusion. Gene Ontology annotation, cellular component: late endosome membrane; Golgi apparatus; SNARE complex. The transcript has 2 exons. NCBI's taxonomy places the organism in Eukaryota, Ciliophora, Oligohymenophorea, Peniculida, Parameciidae. Gene Ontology annotation, molecular function: SNARE binding; SNAP receptor activity. The record is from RefSeq and is a predicted model, not a curated record.